AUUCAUUGCCAUUGGAGUGUCAUCGUAAAUUCCUCAAAUAUGCAUCUCUUUUUGUUGCAUGAUAAAGGUAGUGAAGCACCUGGAGGGCGAUCAUGUGUUGGUGGUGUGCUAGCUGGUUUUUUUAAUCAUGUGGAGCUCAUAAAUCAAUCUCAUGGAAAAGAUUAUAAAACACUCCGACCGCAAUCAAACCUGUUAUGCUUUUAUUGGAGUCUCCGGAAGAGAGAAUUCUGUCAUAAAAUCAAAGUCAUGAUUCAGCCCCUUGCUAUGGAUUCACUCCACCUACAUAGGUAUUUUAUUACAAUUGAAAUCGUUAUUUUUCAUUACUAUUUAUUUCUUUCACAAUUAUUUAAUCUGAAAUCAAUGACCUUCCAUUGCUCAUCUUGAUGACUUCGUUUCAAAGAAUAUAUUUUCAACUGUUUAAAUUAAGUCAGCCAUUUUAGACCACACGAGCUUAUUUUACUUUGUUAUCCAGCAACAAUUUUACAUUUCUACAUUCUAUGUCUUUUCUAAAGUUUUAAUUUAUACUUUUAUUAAUAUGGGUUGCUCUGGCAUCCUUAAUAUAGUUCCCAUACUCUUGCUAUGUUAACAAAUUCUUGCUAUGUUUUCUUAAUUAUUUUGCCAUCCCCAUUGUUGAUGUCACCGCAAUUAGUACAAUCAUUGAACAACUCUUUUCCAUUUCGUUUGUUUUUAAACAAUGCAAUAGUGUACCUGCAUGAUUGAAUGGUUG
Cuscuta epithymum is the source of this 727-nucleotide messenger RNA. The record is from the annotation of a GenBank genome assembly. NCBI's taxonomy places the organism in Eukaryota, Viridiplantae, Streptophyta, Magnoliopsida, Solanales, Convolvulaceae.